CAUAAUAAAUGCAUCUAUGACUGUCUUGUUUCCGGUUCUUUAUCAUGAACAGCAAGCAAGCGCUCCUUUUAGUUAAGAAAAAACUUCUCCAUUUGACAAUUUCCUUUGCCUAUAUUCAUUCAAUUCCAUCUGUAACCAUGCCUCCUCCUCACCGCCACCAUGAUCACCACCGUACACACGGUGGUGCAACACCACCGAAACCAAACCAAAAGCUUCUUUCCUUAAUCCUCAAAACCAUAAUAAUGACUGCAAUAACCACCCUUUUUUUCCUAUUCCUUGGUAUUGCCGCCAUCCUCCUCCUCAUUGCCACCGCCGCACUCCACCGCCACUCGACUCCAUCCUCCAAUUCCUCAAAUGGGUUGUCUCUCAAAGAUUUAAAGAAGCUCCCAAUAUUCAGAUUUUCGACUCAGACAAGACCUGAAACGGGUGCUAAUCAAACUUCAUGUGUGGUUUGUCUUGAAGAGAUAAAGCAAGGACAGUGGUGUAGAAACCUUGUUGGGUGUGGUCAUGUGUUUCACAGGAAAUGUGUGGAUGCUUGGCUUGUCAAGGUUUCUGCGUGCCCUAUUUGCAGGACACAAGUUGAAUUGGUUCAUGGAGUAAAAGAUAGUCCAUUAUGGGACUUUGAUUGGACAAAUGAAUUGAGGGUUUGGUAGAUUUUUCCUUAUCCUUUUCUAAUUUUGCUCCUGGCGAUUUCUCAAAAUAUUUCAUCUCAAUUUGUGCUCUCUCCUAAGGUGCAUGUAAUUGUCAGAUACUACAUGAAGGGUAGACAGCAUGUGGUGUUCUGGUUGUAGGUUAUCUCUGAGGUGCAUGACUCAGCAUGCAUUGGUGUUGAAAGGUUGAUUGGCUUGGAUCAUGAUGGAUCUUAUAAAGAUGUGCCAGAAUUGGGUCAUUUAGUUACUCAAUCCUCAGAAUUCAUAUCCUAUCUAAAGUUUCAACAAAAUAUUAAUCUUAUCAUUGUUGCCACUUAUUGUUUUCCUGUUUUUUGGGUCAUGAUCUAAUGUUUCGGCCAGCAGGGAAAAUGAUUGUUGGGAAGUGGGUACAAUUCAAUGCUGUGGCUGGGUAGGGAAAACACAUGCUGCAGUAUGUUAUUUUUAGUUUUUAGGCUUUAAUGUAUUGGUGCUACGGGAAUGAUUCUCCUUGCUUUGUUAUGCAUGUUCUUGUGACUGUUAAUCAUGCAUUUCAGUUCUAAGAAUGUAUACCAGAGUGAAUUAUUGGAAUGGUGAAUCCUUCCUUUUUUAGUCA
Messenger RNA from Populus trichocarpa (black cottonwood), 1242 nucleotides. Its product is annotated as RING-H2 finger protein ATL56-like. The coding region runs from base 45 to 653 and encodes 202 amino acids. The record is from RefSeq and is a predicted model, not a curated record. The transcript has 2 exons. Lineage: Eukaryota; Viridiplantae; Streptophyta; Magnoliopsida; Malpighiales; Salicaceae.